Molecule: messenger RNA, 667 nt
Organism: Nematolebias whitei (Rio pearlfish)
Lineage: Eukaryota; Metazoa; Chordata; Actinopteri; Cyprinodontiformes; Rivulidae
Gene: pbld
Product: phenazine biosynthesis like protein domain containing
Biological process (GO): biosynthetic process
Cellular component (GO): cytoplasm
Molecular function (GO): isomerase activity
Source: RefSeq, a predicted model, not a curated record
GAGCUGAAUGAUGAUCUGUAUCAAAAGAUAGCAGCAGAGAUGAACCUGUCAGAAACAGCUUUCAUCACCACAAUCAACCCUGCUGACACUUUCACAACUGGUUCAAGGUUUCGCCUCCGAUGGUUCACACCAACAACUGAAGUGAAUCUGUGCGGUCACGCCACCCUGGCCUCUGCAGCCGUGCUGUUCCAGCAUAAAAAGAACGUUAAUCCAACACUGGUGUUUGAGACCAGGAGUGGAGAACUGGCUGUUACACGGAAAAAGGAUGGAUUCAGCAUGGACUUUCCUCUGAAUCCUCCCACCCAGGAGGAUCCUGAUGACUUCAAAGACAUUAUAAAGGUUGCAGUUGGAAACCUCCCAGUUCAGGGUGUUUUUCUGAGCACAAAUGUGAAGAAGCUGAUGAUUCGGCUGUCUGACGGCUGCGACAGGUCAGUGCUAACGGGUCUGAAAGUUGACGCCGCUGCUCUCCUGAACGUCGAGACAAACGGAAGAGUCAAAUCAAUUAUUGUCACCAUGAAAGGGUCACCAGACUGUCAGCCGGGGUAUGACUUCUACUCCAGGAACUUUGCCCCCUGGGUUGGGAUUGCAGAGGAUCCUGUCACCGGUUCAGCACAUACUGUCCUGGGAAGCUACUGGUCAAAAGAACUAGGAAAAAAGAAAAUGUUAG